UUGAUGUGGAAGCUGUGUGCCUGCCAAAUUCAGUCAAGUGAAACUCAUGUUUGACAAAUGUGAAGCUGCCGGAUUGGAUCACAUGUGUUUAGGUUGCGGGAUUCUCGUGGAAUCCGAGAGUUGUGAUUGAGCUUUAAGUGUAGAGGAGUUGGAUUCUGUAAUCAAAAGGAGUAGUGAUUGAGCUCUUUUAGUCUGGAGGAGUUGUGUUUCAAGGACACCGGUGAAAGUUCGGAGUUCGACGAGAAGUGACUGAUGAUGAGCUGGAUUUCGAAGUAAUAUUGAUCGAGUGCUGGUUGGCACUGAUUUCCUCAGUGUUAGUUCGAAGGGUCGAAUCUGGAAUCGGUGUGAGUGACAAGCUGGAAUUUGCGUGGGUUGUUUCUGUAGGGUGGGUUGCAACUAUAAUUGCGUACAAGGGGUUUAGGGAGGGGUUUUAGUAUUCUGAAGUAGCAAGCCGAUUUUACGUGAGAGGGACGUUUUGAAGAGGGGAAAGCUUGCUGGGAAAUUUUCUGGUUCAAAUCGAAGAAGAUAAAAAUGUUCAGCUGCUUGGCAUCGCGAAUUUUUUUUGCAAUCGAAACGAAAGUGUGCAUCGCUCGACUUUUUUCUUUCAGGCUGGAGCUCAAAUACUGGGCUGAUUAGAGUGCUGUUGGAGACAAAAUCCGGAAACGAGAGCUUGCUUACAAUAUUCAAAUUAAAGAUCAAUCGCGUGCCUCCACAAUUCGGAGAAAGAAGCGGAAAAUUUCGAAGCAAGAUUUGUAUGGCCUUCGCAGGCGCCAAUGUCAGACCAGCUUGAAACUAACAAACAACCAGAGAUUCAAAGACCCCCUGACUCAAAUCCUAACGCAUCGAACUCCACCUACCGGGGUAUACCCAACCCAGUCACCGAAGUCUCCAUGAUCAUAAACGCGCUGACGAAUGCUGCAGGACUGCUUGAACCAUUGCAAGUGCCGGAACACGGCUAUGGCGCACAAUGUGCCAAGACUUUCCGAAUGGUGUCAACGACACGAGGCUCACAGUCAGAGCAUGUAGACGUCGCUGGCGCAUCUGCAACGCCGUGGUUGCCAAUCAAUGCGGAGUGGAGCGAGCAGACCCCGCAAAGAAGCAGCCCUAGCCACGCCCAGGACAACUCCCCCCAGUCUGCCCAGUUCCGUGAAUCAAGUUGGCAGCAACAGCAACAACAGCAGCAACAGCAGCAGCAGCUCCAGCGUCCUCUUGCCCCGUUGCAGCCUCGAGAGUCCCAAAUGCACAGGACAGGGUUCGAUCAGGACUCGAGCGGCCACUUUGCUGGAGCAGAAGCCGAGGCGGUGCACAGCCUGGAGCCAGAGAAGAAGCGCAAGUUCCGCGGCGUGAGACAGCGGCCGUGGGGGAAAUGGGCAGCCGAAAUCCGUGACCCCAAGAAGGCUGCACGAGUGUGGCUGGGAACAUAUGACACCGCGGAGGAGGCCGCGCAGGCUUACGAUAAUGCAGCCAAGGAGUUUCGGGGAUUGCGUGCCAAGUUGAAUUUUCCCGAUGGGGAGCAUCUGGGCAUCGGAACGUCUUCGAGGAUAAGCUCCUCAUCGAGAACAGCUCGCGGACCAUCCAGCGAUUCACCUCGCGCCUCGUCUGAUGCAACCUCCGGAUCUCUCUUUGCGCCUAACGCAAGGCAUCAACUCUCUAUUGUCGAAUCGUUUCUUUACAGUGAUUCUCAUUCGGUUCCUGAGAAUUCAAGCUGGAAUUCUCCGACUCGCACUUCCUCGAGCACAGACCACUCUCCAGCUUACUCUGCGCCCGCGACGUCCUCCGAGACACCUUACUUAUCCGGGUACUCUUACUUUCAACCUGAUUCUGGGUCGCCGUCUUAUUACAAUCAAUUGGGUCCGUAUCAAGAGCGUCGGUCGUGGCAGGAGACGCCUAGCUCCUCCGGUCACCAAACCAUCGGCAUGCACAACGAUUCAGCGGCUGAUAACCGGAGCCCUUCGAACAUAUAUCAGCCAACUUAUUCAAGCACUCCAGAUGAGUACUCCACAUCGGGAUCGUUCAUGGCAACUUCGUCAAGUUACAUGAAUUUGCAUGAUCAGGAAGCAAUCGACCCCUACAAUUGGGCACCUCAAUAUGCGUCGAAUGAAUCAGACCGCUAUUCCUGUUUCCAGAAUCUGCAAAGCUCAAGUGCACCGGAGCUCUCGUACGAUCAGAUCUUUGAGCAGGACUCGGGUGCUUUGCCUUCUUCGAACACAGGAAAUCUAUCACCUAGUUAUUACUUUCCAUUCUAUGACAGGCAACAGCAAUUUAUUUGACCGAUAAUAGGACAAUUAACGGAUGAUCAUCUCCGACGGAAAGUUUUUGAUGUGGCGAUGAUCAUUCCAUUUAUUUGAUUUAUUGGUGGGCACAGGUUAGAAUUUAUGGGUCUUUUGUUACACAUUCUUUACAGAAUAAAUGAUUAAAGUUGGAGCUUGGACGAGUUCCAGUUGAAAAAAAGUCGAGAAUUGGAAUAGCCAUUGAUGGAAGGAAUGAAUCUCAUAACCAAAAAAAACCUCUGACUGUCAUCAGUAACGGUCAUAUGGGUGCCAUGUAAUAUGGAUUCAAGUUCAAUUUUCAGCCUGUCCGCCCUGGCGGAUCGAAAUUCGGCGUUCACUCUA
Physcomitrium patens is the source of this 2612-nucleotide messenger RNA. RefSeq lists its product as uncharacterized. NCBI's taxonomy places the organism in Eukaryota, Viridiplantae, Streptophyta, Bryopsida, Funariales, Funariaceae. The record is from RefSeq and is a predicted model, not a curated record. Gene Ontology annotation, molecular function: DNA-binding transcription factor activity; DNA binding. Gene Ontology annotation, biological process: ethylene-activated signaling pathway; regulation of DNA-templated transcription.